Molecule: messenger RNA, 981 nt
Organism: Drosophila takahashii
Lineage: Eukaryota; Metazoa; Arthropoda; Insecta; Diptera; Drosophilidae
Product: cytokine receptor-like
Source: RefSeq, a predicted model, not a curated record
AUGAGAGUGCCGUAUUGGCCAACUAAUAAGCCCAUAAUUGAGCAAUUGGGAUCCGCGGCCUGCAUAGAUUUCGGCCCGCAUGCAUUUAAGAAUAGUGACACCUACAAAUGGAAAGUGUUCCUGGAGCCGCAAAAUCCGCAGAUCGAGAGAAAAUAUUACGACAUAAUUAGUUAUGAACAAGCUAACUUCACAGAGCCGAAAGAUGUAUGCGUUGAAAUUCCGGAAUAUUAUUACCAGACCUAUGCAGUUCACUUGUAUGUCAAAUUUAACCACGACGAUGCAAAGUGGGUAACUGAUACUUAUGACCUAAACUUCACCUCAAACCCUGCCUUGCCACGAAACCCCAUUUUUCUGCACGAGGGAUUUCAUUACGUUCCAGAUAAAAGGGAGCUUGAAGUCUUCUGGGAGCCCCUGGAUGAACUGGAAUUUAACGGACCCAACUUUACGUACAUCCUUGCCACAGAUAUAGAUCCCACAGAUGCCAUAGAAAAGAAACCGGUCUAUCAAAGCAACAGCUCAGCAGUCUACCAGGACUGGAACUAUACUCAGUGGACCACCGUGUUUAUUUGGAGCCAGAACGCCAUGGGCCAGUCGUUAAAGUUCCAUCUUAUGACAGUGCCAAUUCUUACCAACUAUACGCAGCAUCAAGCACAGAAUAUUCAGUACCACUUAGAAAACCAUACCCUCACCUGGGAAGCACCACAGGAAUACAAGGGCGGUUGUGUCUAUAACAUAUACUCGUGUUCUACAUCCACAAAAUGCAUUCAACUUGAUGUUGAUUAUACAAGACAUGAGAACACCUAUUACAGUGACAUACCUCAAGAAACCAUAAAUCUCGCUGUGGCUCUGGAGUGCUUAGAUGGUUUUGGCGGGGGAAUGAAUGCACCUCCAAUCGAUGUCGCGCACGUGCUCAUUGCCCUGUCCCAGAACGUUGUCAACUGGCUCGCCGAUGUCCGUGACAAGUGGCUCAUUGAUUUUUAG